AUGACGCACCCGGCAGACGGCGUUUUUGAGGCGGUGCAGUUGCCCUCCGAGCGGGUGAGCGGCGGGGACGUAGCGCCUGCCGCUGGGCCAGCUCUGAAACCCGCGGCGGCGAAGGACAGCGAAAGCCGCUCGCCCACGCACAUGGAGGUCUCUCUCCCUCCUGGCUCGUUCGCGGCAAAUUGCAUGUCUCUGCCGGCUUGCUACGUCGAUAGAAGACGCGACUCAGAUGCAGGAACCAGGGAUCUCUCAGGCUGGUCUCUUCCGACUGACGUGACAGCCGUUGGGGUGGCGACGGAGCAAGACGUCAGCGAUGGGCGAGGAGAGAGGGAGCAUGAAGGGAGAUACAAAAAACCCGCGGGACCGACAUUGCGGCUCGAACGAGAUGCAAACGAUCUGCAGCUGAGCCGGCCUCUCGCGGUCAGCGUUUUCGUGGCGGGGUUUGUGUUCAUUCUAGCGGGAUUCGAAGCGACAACCACACUGGCCACAGUCGAGACUGUGGCAGAAAACUUCGGAAUCGCCUGCCCCAAGGAGGGCGGUAUCGCUGGUUGCGCAUUUCAGCAUCUGUUCGGUAUUGUCUUCCCUGCUGGACUCGCGGUCGGGUCCGCGCUUGGUGGACUUCUCUGUGAUACUUGGGGGCGGCGGUGCGUCUUCUUCGUCACCGACGUCCUGGCCCUUCUUGGCGCAGUCCUCGUCACCACUGCAGACUCUUAUGCGGUGGUACUCGCGGGCCGAGCCGCGUUUGGCGCUGGGAUUGGCGCAGGCUGCGUCGCCUAUGGGGCGUAUGUGGCGGAGAUCUCGCCCUUUGAAUCCCGGGGUGCGCUGCUUGUGUCGUCCCAAAUCUUCGCGAUAUUCGGGUCUCUAUGCGCUUACGGGGUCGUUUCAUACGUGCAGGCAAGCGCGUGGCGUUAUCUGGGGGGCUCUCUCGGGGGGCUGGCCGCUGUACAGCUGCUGCUUCUUCUCUUCUUCGUUCCCGAGAGUCCUAGGUGGCUCAUUCAAAAGGAGAAACCUGCCAAAGCGAUGCACGCGCUAGAAGCUCUCGGCGCAGACGAAGGCCGAGCGGGCGACAUUAUUGUGCAGCAGGAAGGGCGGAUCCCUCCACGGGUCGCUCGACAAACGCAGCGCUAUUGUCACGAGACCUGUUCUCUCCUGGUAGUAGAUCACGGUUGGCAGUUGCUGGCCGCCUUGGGGUGUGCUGUCGCUGCGGUAUUCGCGGGGUGUAGUUUCGGACAGCCGCUCUACGGUGUCAAUACUGCGCGAAUCGUCCUCUGCGACACUCGCCUAGCCAAUCUGGCUGCUUGGGCUGCAAAGGGAUUAGGAGUUAUAAUUGCUUUUAUCCUCGUCGAUAGUUGGGGUCGUCGCCCACUCCUCCUUGUUGGGACAGGCACUGCUGCUGCCGCCUUCGCUGUGCUGAUGAUGGGUUUCAUCUGGCACGCUCACGUGAAUGAAUUCGCCCUCCACGAAGCCGGAUCGGAGUCCUUCAACCCUUGCUCGGAAGGAGGAGCACCAGCGGGUUUUUUGCCGUUUGGAGUCCUCGUCGGUUUAGGCCUCCUCUUUGCUGUCCUGGGGCAAAACUUGGGAUGGUCGUCGCUUUUGCUUGGAGUCGUUGCGGAGAUUACUCCUACGUGCUUGCGGGGCUUGAUAAUCGGCUUCACCAUGUCGCUGUUCUUCUGUCUCGACAUCGGGGUUCGUCUUUUAGUAAAUGACGCAUUCGUCAAAGUGCCGCCGUUAGCUACGUACGCCGCCUUUGCAAUCCUGAGCAUCGGUGCGUUUUGCAUUUCACUGUUCGUGGUUCCAGAAGGCCGGGAGUGCUUUCUGGACACGUUGGCGCCCGAUGGGUGCGCUCCACCGUGGUUACCCGAGAAUCGCAUGUGCAUGAGGCGAAACGUCAGCAACGGUGCACGUGGAACUGGAGGGAGCCGCCACCGCGGUGAGGGGGAAAAACGCACGGAGUCUAGAGACAUAGGCAUUGAAAUGCAGAGUCGGUCGGAUGACAGCAGCCCCACGAUCAGCCGUGAAGCGUCGGGGAUGCGAAUGGCGACGUUAUCUGAUACAGAAUCUCUGCGCAGGGACAUAGAGGAAGCCGUACUUGGAUGGCGAACUUCGAUUGCGUGA
Besnoitia besnoiti is the source of this 2112-nucleotide messenger RNA. RefSeq names its product sugar transporter ST3. Gene Ontology annotation, molecular function: myo-inositol:proton symporter activity. The record is from RefSeq and is a predicted model, not a curated record. The transcript is spliced from 10 exons. Lineage: Eukaryota; Apicomplexa; Conoidasida; Eucoccidiorida; Sarcocystidae. Bases 1 to 2112 code for a protein of 703 amino acids. Gene Ontology annotation, cellular component: membrane. Gene Ontology annotation, biological process: transmembrane transport.